Molecule: messenger RNA, 6087 nt
Organism: Phycodurus eques (leafy seadragon)
Lineage: Eukaryota; Metazoa; Chordata; Actinopteri; Syngnathiformes; Syngnathidae
Gene: thsd7ab
Product: thrombospondin, type I, domain containing 7Ab
Exons: 30
Coding region: 297-5372 (1691 amino acids)
Biological process (GO): actin cytoskeleton organization
Cellular component (GO): plasma membrane
Source: RefSeq, a predicted model, not a curated record
AUGACAGCGCAGGAGGGAGGACGCCAUGGAGGAGCCUCUCUGGAGCCUCCGACAGCAACUCUCCUGCUGACCACCACCACCUCCUCCUCCUCCUCCUCCUCCUCCUCCUCAUCCUCCUCCAUCCUUCCAUCAGUCUCCAUGUGAGUGUCCUUCAACUGCCUCAAAGUGAACCGCGCUCCACUUCUUGUUGCCUCUUUUUAGGACUACUGUUUUUUUUCCCCCCUUGCCGUUUUUUUUCCUCGCCUGACCUCCCUGAGCUGAGUGGAUUUACUUUUUUUUUUUUUUUCUCCCGGACUAUGGAGCCGACGGGGUGGCGGCGGAGGGGGGGCAGCUGGCACCUCCUGGUGUCACUGCUGCUACUGCUGGGCUGUGUUUUCCGGCGGGAUCUCGCACAGACGGACGACGGCGGGAAGUCGGUCUACUUCUGGGAAACAGGUCCUUGGGGGAGGUGCAUGGGCAGCGACUGCGGCCCGGGAGGAAGCCAGAGCCGGGCGGUGUGGUGCGCCCACGUGGAAGGCUGGACCACGCUUCACACCAACUGCGACCAGUCUCUGCGUCCCUCCAACCAGAGGAACUGCUUCCGCGUGUGCGACUGGCACAAGGACCUGUACGACUGGCGCCUGGGCCCCUGGAACACAUGCGUGUCCGUGUCCUCCAGGGUGUCGGGUGCCCCGCAACCCUUUACCUGCAGCGGGGGCGAGGAGGGCAUCCAGACACGGGAGGUGGGCUGCACCCUCAAGUCGGAGAGCUCUCCUGCCGAGAACGCCAUCUGCGAGUACUUUGAACCCCAGCCCCGCCUGGAGCAAGCCUGCCUGAUCCCGUGCCCUCAGGACUGCGUUGUUUCAGACUACUCCCCGUGGACAUCCUGCUCCAAAACCUGCGGGACGGGCCUCCGCAACCGUGUCCGAAGCGUCCUGGUCCCGCCACUUUUCGGAGGAUCCAUCUGCCCCAAUCUGACCGAGUUCCAGUCUUGCAAACCGGGGCCCUGCACGGGGCCGGAGGGCAUGUACAGCCUCAGGGUGGGCGCCUGGACACCCUGCGUCCUGCCACAGACCCGGACGACGCGCCAGGCCAAGCGGCGCAAGGGGAAAGGCCAGGGAGGUGCCAAAGAUCCCGAGACCAGGGAGCUGAUCCAGAAGAAACGAACCAGGAACCGCCUGAACCGGCAGGAGAGUUCCUCCUGGGACGUACAGGUGGGAUACCAGACCCGAGACGUCACCUGUGUUCACAGGAACAGCAGCGGAGUGCCACGGAACUUGUGCACGCCAAGGGAGACACCACUGACCAUCCAGUCGUGCGUGUUGCCCAGAGACUGUCAACUGAGCGAUUGGAGCGACUGGUCGUCCUGCUCCAAAGCUUGCUCGGACUCCGACUCGCCCGGGGGCCGACGAGAGCGCCGCAGACGAGUGCUGCAGUGCCCUACGGGUGAAGGGGCCGAGUGCCCGAUACUGGAAGAGCGGGAGCCCUGCGAGCUGCAGGGGGACGCCGUGAUGCCCUGCGCCGUCUACGCCUGGAGGACCACCGAAUGGUCUGACUGCCGGGUGGACUUGCUGCUGGGUCAGCAGGACCGCCGUCGCACCAACCUGACUGGACUCUGUGGUGGGGGUCUACAGACUAGAGAGGUCUACUGCGUCCAAGCAAACGCCGAGCUCCUCAAGUACCUCAGCGACUUCCAGGAGAAAGACAAAGCGGGUCAGACCCAAAGACAGCCGAAGCCUAGUGUGCCCCCGCUCCUCUCGGUCUCCUUCCACAUUACAGCGACGCGUCCAGUGGAGAACCGUCUGUGCGGGGGUCCCGUUCCCAACCGGUCGCAGCUGUGCCAGGUGGCCUGUCCGGUCGAGUGCCAGGUGUCACCUUGGGGCGCCUGGGGGCCGUGCACGUUCGAGAGCUGCAACGACCAGUCGGCCAAGAAAGGUUUCAAACUGAGGAGACGAAAAAUCACCAACGAGCCAACGGGGGGUCCCGCCAACUGCCCGCACCUGGUAGAGGCGCUGCCUUGCGACCAGCCCAGUUGCUACGGCUGGCGGCAAGUCGGCCUUGACCGAUGCGCGACCGCAGAUCAAACGCCGUGCGGUCCCGGAACGCAGCUCGUUCGGGUCCAGUGCGUUAACAGCAACGGAGAACCGGUGGAUGAGAGCCUGUGCUCGUCCGCGCCUCCUCCGGAUCCCGUGGCCUGCCAGGUGCCUUGCUCGCGGGACUGCGUGCUGAGCGACUGGACGGUGUGGUCCAUCUGCUCGCAGACCUGCUCCAGCAAGACCGUGGAGGGAAAGCAGAUGAGAACACGAUCCAUUCUGGCUUACAACGCCGGCGAGGUCACUGCCAUGGUCGUGGCCUGGAUCACAGUCAUGGAGGGUCUUUCACGGGUACCCAAGUUUCCGGAACUUUUGGGUGGCGCCAUGUGCCCCAACAGCAGCUCCCUGCAGGAGGUCCGCAACUGCAACGAGCACGCCUGCACCGUGUACCACUGGCAGACGGGCCCCUGGGGGCCCUGCACUGAAGACCCCUCGUCCGCGCCCCUCAACAGCAAUUCGACCGGGGCGGUGGUGGGUUUCGGGAGCUGCUACAAGGGGGUCCAGACCAGGAAGGUCAUGUGUGUGCGCGUCAACGUGGGACAGGUGCCGCCCAAAAAGUGUCCAGACGGUCCUCGGCCUAGCACGGUGCGUCCGUGUCAGCUGCCCUGCAAGAAAGAUUGCAUCAUGACCCCUUUCAGCGAGUGGACGUCCUGCCCUGUUGCUUGUGACGCAGCUGGCAACGCCGUGAAGAUCAAACAAUACAGGAAGCGUCUAGUCAUCCAGGCGCCUUCCAACGGAGGCCAGGAUUGUCCUGAGGUGCUCGAGGAGGAGAGAGAAUGCCAGCCACCACAAACGUGUCCAGGGUUUAGGUGGAAGACCCACAAGUGGAGAAAGUGCCAGCUGGUUCCAUGGUUCCUUAGGCAGGACCGACCCGGCGCUCAGGAGAACUGCGGGCCAGGACUUCAAACGCGAGCCCUGUCGUGUCGGCAGCUGGAUGGAACGCAGGUGGACGUGGCCGAGUGUCUGCAGCUGGCCCGCAGCAUACCCGCCCUCACCCAGCGCUGCCAGCUGCCCUGCCAGGACGACUGCCAGCUCACCAACUGGUCCAAGUUCUCGUCCUGCUCGGCCGACUGCGUGGGGGUGCGCACCCGGAAGAGAGCGUUAAUCGGGAGGAGCAAGAAGAAGGACAAGUGCAAGAACACGCAGAUGUACCCUCUGAGCGAGACGCAGUACUGCCCGUGCGACAAGUACAACGCCCAGCCGGUGGGCAACUGGUCCGACUGCAUCUUGCCCGAGGGGGGCCGCGCCGAGAGCACCCUGGGGCUGAAGGUGACGGGUGACGUCAAGGAGUGCGGGCAGGGCUACCGGUACCAGGCCAUGGUCUGCUACGACCAGGACGGGCGCCUGGUGGAGACAGCUCGAUGCAACAGUCACGGUUACAUUGAGGAGGCGUGCAUCAUUCCCUGUCCUUCUGACUGCAAGCUGAGCGAGUGGUCCAACUGGUCGCGCUGCAGUAAAUCGUGCGGCAGCGGCGUCAAAGUGCGCUCCAAGUGGCUGAGGGAGAAACCUUACAACGGGGGAAGACCCUGUCCCAAGCUGGACCACGUCAACCAGGCUCAGGUGUACGAGGUAGUGCCGUGCCAGAGCGACUGUAAUCAGUACGUGUGGGUGGCCGAGCCCUGGAGUGUGUGGAAGGUCAGCAACGUGGACCUGAAGGAGAACUGUGGAGAAGGCGUCCAAACCAGAAAAGUCCGGUGUAUGCUCAACACCAUCGACGGGCCAUCGGAGGCAGUGGAGGACUACCUGUGCGACCCCGAGGAGAUGCCCCUGGGGGCCCGCGAGAGCCGACUGCCCUGCCCCGAAGACUGCGUCCUCAACGACUGGGGCCCCUGGAGCCGCUGCCGUUUGCCGUGCACCAGAAGCAACGGUCGCAUUCGUGCGGCGUACACGCUGCGCUCGCCUAGCGCGGGAAGACUUUGUCCCGACACCACCGAAGAAGAACCCUGCGGCCUCAACCUCAACUGCUUCAACUACUUCUACAACAUCACAGACUGGAGCACGUGUCAGCUGAGUCCAAAUGCCGUGUGCGGGCAGGGAAUCAAGACACGCAUGCUGGACUGUGUUCGCAGCGACGGCAAAUCAGUGGACAUCAAGUUCUGUGAGGAGCUGAACCUGGAGAAGAAGUGGCAGAUGAACAUCUCCUGCGUGGUGGAGUGUCCCGUCAACUGCCAGCUGUCCGAGUGGUCGAGCUGGUCUGAGUGCUCGCAGACCUGCGGUCUAGAUGGCAAGAUGUGGCGUCAGAGGUCUGUGGUUCAGGCCUCGCAGGGUGACGGUCGUCCGUGUUCGUCUCCGAUGGAGCAGUGGAAGCCGUGUCCGGUGCGGCCGUGCUACCGAUGGCAGUACAGUGCCUGGUCAGAGUGCCGCGUGGAGAGCGUGGUGUGCGGUCACGGCACGCGCUACCGGAACCUCACUUGCGUCGUGUCAGACGGCGGCGGCGAGCAGGACAACGGCGGCCAAGUGGACGAGGAGCUGUGCGGUGGUCUGGAGUUGUCCGUGAAUGGAGACAAGCGCAUCCGGCUGAAGGAGGCAUGCACGCUCCCCUGCCCUGGUGAGUGCUACCUCAUGGAGUGGUCCGACUGGAGCGCUUGCAUCAGCAUCUGCGUCAAGGAGGCCGGCGUGGACUUCGGUUCGGUUCGGGUGCGCUCACGAGCCGUGUUGGCCCAAGAGCCUGAGAACCUGCAGCUGUGUCCCGAUCAGGCCUGGGAGUCGCAACCCUGCACAGGAGGCGAAUGUUUCCAGUACAAGUGGCUCAGCAGUUUUCGGCCCAACUCCUCGCGACCGCUCUUCUGGUGUCAGCGCUCUGACGGACUCAACGUCAGCGGGGGCUGCCUUCCCGUCACCCCCGUGAUGGACGACAGCGGCUGCGACCCGCCAUGUGUCCCGCCGACGUCCUACUGCAGCGAGGCUGGCUUGUGCAUGUGCGAGGAAGGCUAUACGGAGGUGCUGUCCGCGGGCGGGCUGCUGGACCAGUGCGCUCCCAUCCCGGUCCUGGAGAUCCCCACAGCGGGAGACAAGAAAGGAGACGUCAAGACCAGCCGCGCCGUCAACCCCACGCUGACCGCCACCACACAGCCAGGACGCUCUGGACGCACCUGGUACCUGCAGCCCUACGGACCAGAUGGCAAAUUGAAGAUUUGGGUGUACGGCGUGGCUGCGGGAGCUUUCGUGCUGUUCAUCUUCAUUGUGUCUAUGACCUACCUGGCUUGCAAGAAGCCAAAGCGACCGGAGCGAGCACGGCAGCAGCAGAACAACCGUCUGAAGCCUCUGACGCUGGCCUACGACGGCGACACGGACAUGUAGUCACACACAGAUGCGUGCUGGAUGCUUUUUCUUUUGCCGGUUUUUGUUUUUCAUUUCUUUUUUUACAGCAAGAAGGCGAGACAGAAAAAUCCUCUUAGAGCACAUCUCUUUGUUUCAAAAAGUGCUCUCCCCAUGCACACUUAUUUUUUUUUUUUUAUCGCCUUCAUGACCUCUGCAGUGUGUUGAGUGAAAUGGUUUUUUUUUCUCCUGUCAUCCCACCCAACCAAGACUUUUUUUUUUCCUUCCCCGCUGAGCCGUCUCCGCUGGAGGCUUUACAGGAUACGUCGCAUCCUCUGUUGCCAAAAAAAGAUGAGGAAAAAAAGAAGAGGAGGAUGAGGGAUGAAGGGGAAGAAAAUCUCCAUAAAGGGUUUGAGAAUUCCUUCCUCCGCCCGAAUCCUCGCACUGGACAAAAGAGGGACGCCGCUCUCUCUCUCUCUUGCUCUUUUGUGGUUGUUGUUGGAUUGGGGCGGCCGUUGGCAUGGAAACUGCGCCUCUCUCGAUUUCUGUCUCUCUCGCCUCCACCCUGGCUGUGUUUCAGGCGCUAACGUGCACUAUAUUAGUGCGGCACAUGACUGGUGAUGCCAUAAAAGAGGAAGAUACCAGCAAACAAGAAGGGUCAACACAAACACGCGGGGAUCACUUUCAAAGGAAUUUUAGGGCCACGCUGGAAUUAAAAAAAAAAACUUUAAAUUGCUAUGAUAAUAAAAUCAGACCC